This is a messenger RNA of Hippocampus comes (tiger tail seahorse), 4026 nucleotides long. RefSeq names its product pleckstrin homology domain-containing family A member 7-like. The record is from RefSeq and is a predicted model, not a curated record. NCBI's taxonomy places the organism in Eukaryota, Metazoa, Chordata, Actinopteri, Syngnathiformes, Syngnathidae. The transcript has 28 exons. The coding region runs from base 73 to 3942 and encodes 1289 amino acids. Gene Ontology annotation, molecular function: protein binding.
CGCCGGCCCAUGCUGAGCGAUCGCUUCUCUCCGGGGAGACUCAGCCGAGAGAUGAACUAGGACAAGCGGAUCAUGGCUGUGUCUCUGUGCCGGGACUCCCUGCCCGAACAUUGGACGUACGGCGUGUGCAGGAACGGGAGGGUCUUCUUCAUCAACGACCGUACGCGGGAGACCACCUGGUUGCACCCACGCUCCGCCGAGCCGGUCAACUCGGGACAUAUGAUCCGGUCAGAUCUGCCCAAGGGAUGGGAGGAAGGCUUCACGGAUGAAGGAGCGAGCUACUUUAUCGACCAUAACCAGAGAAGCACCACCUUUCGUCAUCCCGUGACCGGGCAGGUUUCUCCGGAGAGUAUCGAUUUCUUCCUUCAAGAACAGCUGCCGGGUCCUCGCGUCAUGUCCCAACCUGGCGUCGAGCAGCUCUCCAGCACCACCGUCAGCGAUGUCUCCACCGUCACCACCUCCUCCGCUGUGGACGCUGCCGCCAGCUCCAAGGGUCCUCGCUCUAGCAGGGUGCACAGUUUUGGCAAGCGAGAGCAGGCCAUCAAGAGGAACCCCAAUGUGCCUGUUGUAGUCCGAGGAUGGCUCUACAAACAGGAUAGCUCCGGGAUGCGUCUUUGGAAGAGGAAAUGGUUCGUCUUGUCCGAAUUCUGCCUCUUCUACUAUAAAGACAGCAGAGAGGAGGCGGUCCUGGGCAGCAUUCCUCUUCCCAGCUAUGUCAUUUCACCCGUGGGACCCGAGGACCACGUCAGCCGCAAGUAUGCCUUCAAGGUUUGUCGAUCAGGGCUGAGAAAUCGGUGUAUGAAGAGUGUGACAAUUAAACCUCCACCCUCCACCUCCUCUUCCCUCUCUUUCCAUUGGUUGGCUGCCCGACCGGGACACACCUCCCACACACCCCUGCGAGUGUGUCACAUUGAGAGUCCUCACAUACUCUUGACUCUCCUCAGACCAUCUGAGCAGUCGGCUCACUUCCACAUGAUACGUCAUCAGACCACCAACCACGUCAACAACCACAAGGCUCCGGAACCCCAGAGACCCGCCGUCCACGAGGUUCUCCUGGAGCCCAUACAUCACCAGCCGGACGACCGCCACAGCUUCCACAAAGACUCUCCCGUUGCCACGGAGAUGGACACGCACACCUCCCUCCCCACCAACCCCACGGCUGCCGCCGUCCCGCCUCCAGACCAUGCGUCCUCGUCGGCGCCCGUGUCCAGGGUGCCGUCUCGAGCACCCUCGCGGUCCGCCUCCACGCUGCCCACGGGCGUCAGCGCCAGGAAUGGCCUGGUGGAAACGCCCAGCCCCAUCUUGGAGCCUAACGGGAUUGCGGCGGGGACGUAUCAGAGGGUCCCGGAAGCCCCUCUGGAAAUGAGGAGGAGGAGUACUCUGGGACAAGUGGAGCAGUGGGUCAAGGUGCAGAAAGCCGAGCACAAAGGUCCUCCAUCCCGAGACAGCACCCUCCCCCGCAGAACGCCGCCCUGCCAACCCAAGUUCGGCACUCUGGAUUCACACCAGACCCGGCCGAAGACCCCUCACCACAGCCCCCCGCUGGCACGCCUCGGCGAGUACAAGUAUGCCCAGGACCGCAUGAGCCACUUCCGCCUCACCCCCGAUCUGGGCGGCCCGGGUUCCAACACGGUGCUGCAGUUGUACGAGUGGCAGCAACGUCAGCAGUACCGCCACGGCAGCCCCACGGCGCCCCUCUAUACGCCCGCCCCGGACUACCCUUUUGGCGCCCGUCCACCAUCCGCCCUUCCUCCCGCCGCCAAACACAACGGGCCGCCACGCUGUGUGUCCGUACCGCCCUCGCCCGCGGACAUCCCGCCGCCGGGGCCUCCGCCGGGCACGAGCAGAACCUUGUCGCCCGCCCGCCGCCCACACACGCCGGUCGGCCGCGUGACAGUGAGACCCUCGGCUGAUGCGUCGGCGGCGGACACAAUGUUUGCCAUUUCACCUCGCAGGACCAUGUCGCAGGUCUUCAAGGCAUCCACGAUGGACAGACGCUCUUUGCCUCCAUCCAACUACAUGACACACACGGUCAGUGCGCCCAGCCUCCACGGCAAAACGCCCGAUGAGCUCACCCUGCUGCUCAUUCAGCUGCGCCGGCAGCAGGCCAAGAUGGCGGCCGUCCGCCAGCACACGCUGGAGCAGCUGCAGCGCCACGGCUUGUCGACCGCCGGCCCCCUCCUCAGCGUCGGCCCCGCUCCUACCCUAUCCCACCUGUUGGGCGAAACCCAGGUGGACGACACGUACAAGCAACUGAAGGAGGACCUGGACUAUUUGGACCUCAAGGUGGCCGGAAGUCAAACUCUGAAGGCGUCGGGAAAGCCGGUCAAGGUCGCAGAGAGUGACGUGGACGUGAAGCUGAGUCGGCUAUGUGAGCAAGACAAGAUCCUGAAGGACUUGGAAGUGCGGAUCAGCUCGUUGAAAAAGGAUAAGGACAAGCUGGAGAGCGUGCUGGACGUGUCCCACCAGCAAAUGGAGCUCUUCCAUGAGCAGCCGGCCCACGCGCACAAAAUCGCUUACCAGCAGAGACUUCUUCAGGAGGACCUGGUCUCCAUCAGGGCCCAGAUAUCCCGACUAUCCACGGAAAUGACGCAUGCCUGGGACGAGUACGGCUGGCUGGAGGAUUCGGUGGAGCAGCUGAGGGCGGCGCUGCAGGCCCGCAUGAACCACAACGCUACCCCACAGCAAGAAAAGGGCGAGAUGAAGCGCGAGCUGUGGAGGAUCGAGGAUGUGAUGGCGGGACUGAGUGGCAGCAAAGCCAACUACAAAGUUACCAUCGCUUCUGUGCAGAACCCAGAGAGGAAGUUAGUGCCUUCCGUGUCAGAGCCCAGCGUGCCUUCUUCGAGUGCCGACAUCCAUCCUCCACCUCGUAGUUCUGUUCCGAGCGUCUUUUCGCAAACUCUGCCUCCCAACUUUGUGCCAAAGUGGGCAGAGGAUGACGCUCCGCCCCGACCUCCGCUCCCUCGCCUGUACGACUACGAGGAGACGCCGCCCGCUGUGCCGCCGCUGCCCAAGGAGGCGUCGGCGGUCAUUCGCCACAUGUCGGUGCGUGGCCUCAAGCGGCAGUCUGACGAGAGGAAGAGGGACCGGGAGGGCGGACACAACGCUCUCAAUGGCGACUGUAAGACUGACUUGCGUUCUUUCCUGAGUGAACCCGAGCUGCUGGCCAUAACUCACCACAACAACGAUGCGGAUUAUCAGUAUCUUGACCACAAAGGUCUGUCGGGCACAUCAUGGCAGAACCAGUCGAGUGCCAUAUCGUCCUUCGUCACGCUGAGGAGAGGCCCCGACACCGCCGUGGACAGGGAGCGACCUAAGAGUGCCUUGGAGUGUUUGUCCUCCGAGUACCCGAGCGGCACGCCUCCUCCCCAGCGCGGUGGCCGAAUGAGCGCCGAGGAGCAACUGGAGCGCAUGAAGCGCCACCAGAGGGCGCUAGUGCGCGAGCGCAAACGGAACCUCAGCCAGGGCGAGCGCUCAAGCGCCCCGCCGCCCGCCUCCGCGUUUGAUUGGCGGGAGGAACGUCCCGGGGCCGAAGGUCAAAGCGACGAAGGUCACAAGGAGGGAGGAGACGAGUGGCUGACGGCCAAGGCCACGUUGGUCCGAGAAGCAGAUGUGGAGCCUCUGGACUACGAUCUCGACAUCAGCAGAGAGCUCUCCAAGCCCAAGAAGGUGUCCAUCCCUGAGCGUUACGUCGAGUCGGAUCCCGAGGAGCCGCUUAGCCCGGAGGAAGAGGAGGAGCGACGUCUUCGUACGGAACGCAUCAGGAAAAUCCUCACCAAGUCCAACGUUCAGAAUUUGCAGUCGGCGUCGCUGGACCUCAGCGAGCUGGAAUCGGUUCUCCAAGAGCAGGAGAAGAUCAUGAAGGCAUCGCGAGCGCUCGCCUCACAGGCAUCCAAGAAGAGCAAACUGGUGGCAGCCAAAGCUGCUGCUGCGAGCCCAUGACCACCACCACUGACUCUGACCGGAGUCCCAGUAAAGGACCGCUGGGGCAAUUUUCAAACUAAAAUGCAACAAACACUUAAUCAG